Messenger RNA from Folsomia candida, 1023 nucleotides. RefSeq names its product biogenesis of lysosome-related organelles complex-1 subunit 2 (gene Blos2). Gene Ontology annotation, biological process: lysosome localization; endosomal transport. Gene Ontology annotation, molecular function: gamma-tubulin binding. The coding region runs from base 290 to 760 and encodes 156 amino acids. The record is from RefSeq and is a predicted model, not a curated record. Gene Ontology annotation, cellular component: BORC complex; gamma-tubulin complex; BLOC-1 complex. NCBI's taxonomy places the organism in Eukaryota, Metazoa, Arthropoda, Collembola, Entomobryomorpha, Isotomidae. The transcript is spliced from 4 exons.
CGAUUCGCCUUUUGUUUGACAAUAGUGCAGUCAAUAUUAUGUCAUUCAUGACUUUUUCGAAUCGAAUAGAAAUGUAAUUCCUAGAAAUAUUUAAAGUUAGAGACGCAUUUCAUACUUAAUUCCCCCUGAAAAAUCCCUAAUACGUUAUUGCUAAAGAUAAUAAUCCUCUCGCUGUGUGCGUCGCUAGCAUUUAUUUACACUUUACAAGUUGUGAAUUACAACUUUGCUCCGUGCCAAAAAGUUUGCAACGAAUUAAUUGUGGUAAAAUUUACCAGUGGUAAAUACAUAAAUGGCUCAACGUGGUGACCCUGGUAGCUCAACGUCCGAGGAUAUUCGUGGGGGUGGUGGUGAUGAUAAGCCCCAUGCUAAUUUACAACACAGAGAUUCUCAAAUGAGUGAAAGUUACUUUGAGCCAAGGGAUGCACACGAUGCUUCGUUAAAUAACUUGGCAAAAAAUAUGUUUGAAAAGACAGCAGAAUAUUUGCAAGGGGAACUUUUACUGGUUCAGGAAGAUUACAAACUCCUUGAAAACCUCAACAAAGCGACCGCAGCAAAGUAUUCAGACAUGAGACAAAUUUCCGCAAAUGUUGGAAAGAGUCUUCAUGAACUCAAUGAUAAGUACCGAAGUCUCGAACCCCUGCUCCUUCAAAUCGACCAAAUUGAAGACAGUGUAAAUAAACUUGAACAAGCAGCUUAUAAAUUGGACAGCUAUUCGAAACGACUCGAAGGAAAAUUCAAAACGUUGGAAAAAAGACAAUAGAAUAGAAUUUACCAAUUUUAUAAAGACAUAACAUUUAUCAUCAUCACUAUCUGCACUGAAUAAUGUCAUAUCUUCAUCUUCGCUAUUAUUUUGCGUUUUUCGAGUCUACUAAUUUAUUUACAGAAUCGUUUCCUAUUUUACAUUUUCAAAAAAUAUUCGUAUUUGCAACAUCUCAUGUUAUGUACGACUUUUACACGAUAAAUAUUGUGAGGGCUGAGCCCGAGUUGACUAAUAAAAAUAAAAAUAUUAAACUUCAAAAAAAA